Messenger RNA from Bemisia tabaci, 1262 nucleotides. RefSeq lists its product as uncharacterized. The record is from RefSeq and is a predicted model, not a curated record. NCBI's taxonomy places the organism in Eukaryota, Metazoa, Arthropoda, Insecta, Hemiptera, Aleyrodidae.
UUUAGUCAAAUAUUGACUUUCAAUCAAGUCUCCAAAAAACAAAACAACACUUCAACAAAAACUCCACUUUAAGAUUUCUCACAUUUUCGAAACCUCCCGCUCUAAUUUGAAAGUACCACCACCCGACCACGAAGCUUGGCUGUCCAUCCGCAAGGCGGAGUCAGUGCAAUCAAUUUAUGAACAACAACAAUAAUCACAAUUCGAAAUCAUAACCUAUAUGAACAUUCUUAACCAAGCUCACUGUCGGAGUAAGUAUACUUGCCGGCAAUAUCCCGCCAGACGACCCUUGUCUUUUUUCUGUGUUCCAAAAGUUUUUUCAAGAUAUCGUCAAUGAAUAAGCGUCUCCUUUCUCCACCGAUCAUUCAAAUCGGAGUGAUUUUUGUGUGUCUUCAAUACGUAGUCGCGUUUUAUUCUUCUCCUAACGAGAUCAGUAUGAGAGACGAAGAGACGUUUCUCAUAUCAGACUCUGACGAAGAUUUGGAGGAAGGAAUAGUCCCUGUCUCCGCAAUGAAUUUAAAGCCUUACGAAGGAGAUCAAAUAGUCCCUGUCUCUGCAAUGAAUUUAGAGCCUCGCGAAGGAGAUCAAAUAGUCCCUAUCUCCGCAAUGAAUUUAGAGCCUCACAAAGGAGAUCAAAUAGUCCCCGUCUCCGCAAUGAAUUUAGAGCCUUACGGAGAUCAAGAGACAACCCAAGGUCACGUUCAAGCGGACUCGCAGUCCCCGACAACGUCACAAUUAGCGACCGAAAUCGUCCACAAGGGAAACAUCACAACAUUCGAUGACGACUCUCAGAUCGGGAGGGUAACGUUGAAGACUAUAUAUUACAACGGAACGGAGUUCUCGGACGAAAACUACGACUACGAAAAGUUAAAAUCCGAGUACUACGACCAGAUUUCCGGAGAACUCGAAGCGGUGCCGAGGAACGCGACGCAAGAGGAAUCCUUUUGGCGACGGAAUUGGAUGGCGCGAAAGGUGACGGAUAAUUGGCGGACCAUUCUGAAAUGGUCGUUUCUGUCCUACGCGAUUCUCGUGAUACCACUCUGGUGCUGGCGUGGGUGGUGCUUGUGCUGUUUUCAAUGCCAGUUCUGCUUCCCCGACGAGAUCGUUUGGGAGGCCAAGCAUUACAUAGCCCUCAAUCCGCCCGGAGUGUUCCUGGAUGCGGACGGCAAGGAGAUCAAAUACACCCCCAGUCGAUACGAGGAAGAAAGCUACCAUGUGUUGUAUCGCUCUAUUCACCGUUACGCAGCUUGAAUGUUGUCUUACGA